This is a messenger RNA of Girardinichthys multiradiatus, 9646 nucleotides long. RefSeq names its product LIF receptor subunit alpha a (gene lifra). NCBI's taxonomy places the organism in Eukaryota, Metazoa, Chordata, Actinopteri, Cyprinodontiformes, Goodeidae. Gene Ontology annotation, molecular function: protein binding. Bases 254 to 3178 code for a protein of 974 amino acids. The transcript is spliced from 18 exons. The record is from RefSeq and is a predicted model, not a curated record.
UCCCAGCCUACUGUGGAGAGACGCGGCUGCUUUCCGUUUACUGAAAGGGCGAGCUGGGAGGGUUCAAACAUACACGGCGUGGAUAAGAAAAGAGGCCGGAAUUACUGGAUUAUUCCCUCCGAAGAGCGUUGACACUGAGUUUCUCCCACCUCAGAGGUCUCCUUUGUCUUUCACUUGCCUCUCAGGAUGUUUAGCCUGUUGUAACCAUAGUGCAGAGGAACAUCGCAUUAUCAUCAACAGACAGUGGACAAUUAUGCCUCACUUACCCAACAGCCCAACCGCAAAGCCUAACUACAGCUCUGUCUGGCUCGCCUUUGUUCUUCUUGGCAUUUCAGCUAUAAACACUCAAGCUAAAAUUGCCAUUACUGUACCCCAGCAAGUGAGCCUUUCGGCCAACUUUUCCACUCAGCAACUAUCCAUUUCCUGGUUGGGAGGAGAGGCCACAACCUUUGAUCUCAUAAUUUUAAGGACAGAAUUCAACGAAACUGUCUUUUAUGACACAGUCUCUGCAGUAUUGAACCAGGAUGGUGGUCAGCACCAAUGGACCUGGACCUCUGUCGAACCUCUGGAGUGUACAUCACUAUCAGUGAAAGUCCGCUCAAGAGAAGGAAAAACAAUAAGUGAAUGGAGCGAACCUCAGAUCCUGGAAGGAAGAGAUCUUCCCAGCAACAGUGUUCAAAAUAUGUUUCCCCAGGACCGCACCGUGCCUGUAGGGGCGAACACAACAUUCUGUUGCAUUGUUGACGAGGGGAAGGAGUUUAAAAGCAUCCUCUACGGCACCACAGUCAUGAACGUGAAACGUUUGAGUCGACGAAGUUAUGCCACCACAGCUGUUAAUCAGAAUAUAUCUGGCCAAAGUGGAACCAACGUUGUCUGUCUUUCAAAUUACCCGUCUAGACUGACAGGAGCUGUCAUUUUUGUUGGAUAUCCACCCCUACUCAGCAAGUUUGAGUGUGAGACUCGUGACUUGAUCAUAGCUGAGUGCCAGUGGGAGGAAGGACGAAGCACUAACCUGUAUCGCAAGAACGCAAACCACUACUCUGUAAACGAGAGGGACUGUCCUAAGAGGCAGAGGUGUACGCUGUCUCAGUGGGACGGUAACUGGACUCUCUUGGCUGUUAAUCCUCUUGGUCAGUACAGUCUGACGGACUCGGCCGAAGUUAGUCACAGAGUGCACCCAGUAGCACCAGUUAAGCUGACUCCUGUUGCCCAUGCCUGGAAUGCGACUGUGCACUGGGAGUGGACAUACAGUAGCUAUUCCUCUCUGGCUCUUGUCUGCCAGGUAGAACUCGCUAGUCACAAUACAAUGCUCGGAAAUUUCUCUGGUGUGGGUCUCCGUUCUGCGGUUCUGCUGGACCUCCAACCUGACGAGGAAUACAAAGUUAAGGUCCGCUGCGGAUCCCAGAAGAAUUUCUGGAAGUGGGGAGACUGGAGCAAAGCACUUUCCUUUAAAACCAAACCCUAUGUUCCAGAUGCCCCUGAUGUGUGGAUGUGGAUGAACAGAGACAACACUGGGCUGGUUGUUUGGAAGCCUCUGACACGACGGCAGAGCCACGGUCAGAUCGUGGGCUACAAGGUUACUCUUUGGAAUUCUGAAGAAAAUGAACAACACACCGAGAUUUUAUCUCCGGAAAGUAAAGUUUUGCCAGUCAACCUCACACGAUGGGCUUCAUUCAGUGGUGAUUACAAAGUCAUUGCAACGGUGAUUGCAAAGAACGUGGAGGGGAUGUCUCAACCUGCAAGUGUACUGUUGCGUUUGAUAGAUGAUGAGCCCCCUGCGUUGGCCCAGACAGUUUAUACCAGCACUGGGUUCCCUUUGAGCUGGCAGCACAAUGACAACAGUACAUGCGGUUAUUUGGUUGAGUGGUGUAAUGCCUUAUGCACGCGUGACUGCCCUGUGGACUGGAUCAGACUGGACGCUGGAAACACUAACAUCUCUGUUCAGUCAGCCGACUUCCAGCCUGGGGUGAGAUACAACUUUUCCCUCUAUGGCUGCCCGUCAGAUUUCCCAGUACUUACGCAUCGCUGGCAAGGAUACAUGCAGGAGCUGGCGCCGUCCAGCUCUGUCAGGCUGGAGAUCACUCAGCAGGGCUGUGAUGUUGUCCUUACCUGGGAAGAGAUCCCACUGGCUGGCAGGAGAGGCUUCCUCCUAGGCUACAACGUUUACAUCAGCAACGGUUCCCAGCUCACACGUCUUGCAAAUCUGGACCUUGGAACAAGGACAUACACUAAAAAGGGUCUUUCUGUAAGCAUCCAUAAAUUUACUGUCAAGGCCUACACAUCUGCAGGCGAGGAUACUGGCGGCACCGCUUCCAUCAGGCUGGAGUCAUGUGAUGGACUGAUUCUGGAAAUUUUGGCUUCUUUGGGAAUGAUGACCUUGUUACUGGCCACUGUUGCCUAUUUUUGCUACAAGAAACGAAGAUGGGUAAAAAAGGCGUUCUAUCCAGACAUCCCUGAGCCCAAGCUGCCUGGUGAUUGGUUCAGGACACAGGGACUUUUGGAUGUGAAGCCACCUCCCCACAGUAUGGUCCACAUCAUAGAGAAACCUGAGCGGGAUUCUAGUAAGGACGCCCUUGUUGUCAUUCCUGAGGAAGAGGAGGAUGAUGGGGAGGGAAUUGGAGAUGAGCCAGUAGACACAGAUGAGCCACAGUCGUUGCGCUACUACAACCAAGUGGUAGAUGAACGCCCCAUAAGGCCGCGUUUUCCAGACUCCUCAGUUUCUUCCUCGUCUUCUGUAGAUUCAGCCAACACUGAUGUGACGUACACGGGUAUCCAGACAUCCUGCUCCUCUUUGGUCUUCCGUUCAGACUCUCAGUGCUCCUCUGAGGGCUUCCAACCACACACUGGUUUCUCUGUGAGCAGCGGGGAUAGAGGAGGGGGUUACCAGCCACAGAUGCAGCCUGUAGCCCUGGGUGGAAACCUAGCUUCUCCUGAGCCUCUUGUAGAGCCCCAGGUUGUUAGUUCUGGAGGCUACAAGCCCCAGAGCUCCUGGCUUUUAGACUCUCCCACUGAGACUGAUGAAAAGAUAAGCCCACCCCCCUCGCUGGGUUCACCCACCUCUGUAGCUUCUACUCAGUUUCUCCUUCCUGAUAGCGAGGAACACGAAGAAGAGAGACGACAGCCAUCAUCAUCGGCCGCAGCCUGGUUCACCAACCUGCUGUCAUCUGCCAAACCGUGAGAGUAUCUCAUUUUAUCUGUCAGUGGGGAUAACCUCAAUGAUUUCUGUUACCAGUGUCCCAUAUCGACAUGCAAGAAAGAAUCUUCCCUCCUCAUUAAAACUUGCAUUUUGAGUUAAAAAAUUAUUUUCAAUGUGUCUUCAGCAAAAGAGUCUACAAAUAUACAAGUCAUUGACUCCGUUUUGGUGGAAUAUAGAUCAAUAUGUGCAUAAGAAAAUGUAUUCUGUCAUGAAAUAUCUACAGAUUUGCUUACAUUUCAGCUUAGUUGUUUUGUUAUGUAAAUAUUUGGAGUCUAAAAAACUGGAAACAAAAAUAAGUUUGAAACCCUCUGAGAGCACUAUUAAAAGGAGUCUUAAACACUAGAAAAGAGAAGUUAUUGCAAUGUUUAGUAUUCUUUUUGUGCAUAUCUAAACUUUAAAUUCUGACUAAAAGCAUGCAUACACAAACAAUCCCUGCAAUGUGUAAAUUUAUAUUAAACUCAGAUGUUUCAGUCUGAACACAGUACAAGAAAAGAUAUAUCUUGAACCUUAGCAAAUUCUUAAAAACUGAACUAAUUAUGGACUGAUUUCAUCCAGACAUCAUUAGGCCUAUCUGUUUUAUCUUGCAAAAUAACUUAUGGAGUCCCCAAAUCAUUGCAGAUGUUUUAUUACAUGUAAUGAGUUACAAUUUCUGAUUGUCCUCACCGUGUUUUUAGUUGCAGCUUUGUAGCAAGAUGGUAGUGACCUGAUGAGGCUUGCCUUUGCUGCUACUUUAUGAUUUUAGUUUGACAUAUAAGAACAAACAGAAGGCAGAAGAUUUGAUACCUUUUACAGUAAGCAGCACCUUGCACAUUUUUGGCACCCUUGGUGAAGAUAAAAUAAGUAAAAUAAUGAAUUAUUUAUUGCAGCAACAUAAUCAUUGCUCUGUAGUGACGGUUAAGCUUUGGUGAGUGGCUCUUUUCUUGUAGCAAUCCCCCCUUUAUGAACCUGAGCACUCAUCUGUCUUACAUAAAUGGUGUGCUUUCUUGUCUUUCCAAUUUUAAAGAGUGGAUAAGAUUAAGUGGCCACUAGUCAUAUGGUAUGACAAGCCCAAUUUUUUUUUUAAAGUUGGCCGUUGUGUAAAAUGUAGGUAAAAUUAAAAUAUAAUUAUUUAUAAAACCCAUACGCCAAUAUUUUAAUCACAGUGGAACAAAGAAACCAAUUCAGAUAUUUAGGAAAUUGUACCAUAUUUAGGAAUAAAUAAUGAUGGUGGCAACACAUCUCAACCGAACAUGGUCAACAUGACCAGAGAACAGUUUUUCACUUUGCCUCGGCCCAUACUGUUCAUGUAGUCAUACAUGUAACAGAAUCCGACCAGUUUAUAAUGCAGUGCUGCCUGAAGACCGGAAAAUCACUUGCAUCCAGUAUUGACCUUUGCUCUUGUCCUUUAAUAUCAUGAACUGUGGAUAAGGAGAUAUUCCACUUUGUCCCAAAUUGGCAGACUAGUGAACCUUUGCCCAUCUUUACUUCUCAGAGGUUCAGCCUCUCUAAGAUAUUUUAUAUAUCAAUUUCUCUCUCUGACCUGUUGUCAUUUAGCCCACUUAGUUGCAGAAUGCCCCUCCGGCUUUUUAUUAAUCCUACUUUUUACUUUUACAGCCUUCUGUUGCCUUUUUGCUAGCUUGUUAGAGAUAUGUUGCUACCAUUAAAUGCAAAAUUAUCUUAUUUGUUUUUAAAGGAAAAAAAGGACAAUUUUGUAGUUUAAACAUUUGAUGUUUACUGUUUCAAUGGGAACAAAAUAUGGGUUUAUGAGAUUUGAAAAUCACUGCAUUUGUUUUACAUUUCGUGCAAAGCUGCAACUUAUUCUUUUUUUUUUUACCUGAUGUGUAAUUAAAAGUUCCCCGACACAGAUCAGCUUAGAAAAGAACAAAUUCUACAUAGAUUUAAGGGGUACAAAACUUUUCACAUCAGUGAAUUUGCAAAAAAAAAAAAGUUAUUUCCCAAAAAAAAAAAAACUCACAAAACAUUUCAUUCAAAGUUGGCUUUUUCUUAGGUAUUAAUUUUUUUGAAGGAUUCUACACAUCUCUACAAGAGGUGCUACUAAAUGUGGAGUAUUCUCUCGGUCUGCUGUUGGGGUUAUCUUUUCUGCUGUCAGUUGAUGAGUUACUGAAAGAAAAUAUGUCAAGUAGCUUUAACAGAAAUGAAUAGUAGUGAAGUAGGUUACAUUUUAUAUAUUGUUUUUAAUUUUUGUUUGGACCGAAAGACGCACUUAUAAAGAAGUGGUGCUUUCUGUUGUGGUCUGAACAUGUGUGGGGAUCAAACCCAUUAGAUAUACUAAAAUAAGCUACAAUAUUAAUAUAAACUCAUAUCACUUAUUGAGAAAACUGUUGUUUCUAUUGAGUUUUCAUUUUGUCUUCCAUAACCAGUAGAGUUCAUUUUGUUUCUUAAAAACAUUUAACUUCUGGCCAGUGUCUACUUGUAAAGCUGUGCUGUGCAUUAUUGAGAUGAUUAUGGGUAUUAAAUGUUUUCUGAAUAUUAAAUCUAUCCUCUGUGUACAGCGCAGAAAUUAUCUUGAUAGGUGUUAUGCUUCCAAGAAUUUGCACCACUUCACCUUUCACUGCCUUAUCAAGAAGUGUGUUAAAAAUGUUUUGCAGGUAUGCAAUGUACAACUGAUCCAAAAUGCACUGUGGACAUACAGGUCCUACUGGAGUGUUAAUGUUGAAAAUAUAUUUUUUAUGUAAAAUCCUUGUUUGGUUUAAACUACACUACAGCUUAUGUUUGUUGUCUUUUAAAUGCAUAAAGCCACUUUUUUUUGUUUUUAUAGUUCAGGAAAAGGGACCAAGGGGAAACCAUAUAUCAAAAUGAGAUUCUAAAUCGUCAUUUGGCUUUUAAACAGUCAGAAAAAUUACUUUGAAUGAAAGAAAGAAGACAUGUCAAGGGGCAAAUAUAGCUUUUUCAGCCUUUCCCUUUCAGUUGUGUUCUCACUUGUAGCUGUUGAUUGUUAAAUACUUUUUCGUGUUCAGAAAUCAAAAGUAUAAAAGCUUGACAGGAAAACCAGCAUGCACAAGGCAGCUGAAAGUGAUAGGCUAGGAGAAAUGUUGUCUGAGUGCAGUAGCUUGAGGACUUGAUAAACCAGCACCCUUUGGACUGAUUUCUGUGGUGAGCCCUGUCUGUUUGUAAUUUGUAACAGUUUUUGCCCAAACCUUUAUUUGAGUUCUGACCAGCAUUGUUACUCUGACGCCCACAACCGUCAUCAGUCCUAUUCUUCAAACAACUGUGUCCCCAGAAUACUUUGUAUUAGCAAGCCAAGAAAUAAGUUUGCAAAUCUAAUUUUCUCCACAUAAUUGGUCUGUUUUAAAUGUAAGGGUGAAACUAUACUGGAAUUAUGAAACUGUCAAAACAUUAUUACCUGGACACAACAUGUCACUUGUUGUGGGACAAUGUGUUUGGUUUGGCUAUGAAGACUUUAAAAGCUGCCAAAGGCAAUUAUUAAAAAGGUUAGUAAUUAAGAUCAAAAUCACAAAGUCAGGGCACCACCUGAUUACCAGGAAUUAAUAGCCAAACAGCUCUGUCUCUCUCAGUUAAUGUUUUAUGAUUACCUGCCUGUUGAGGUGUGGUAUUAGGACAAUAGAUGAAGAAGUGAAUUUCUCUCAAGAAUAUCUCAACAGGAUAAUUCAAUUCCAAGUUGGUUAACAAACUCGUUAACUAGGCUAACAUUCAGCUAAGCUGCUUAGUAAAAAUUAUGAGGAAAACUAAUAAACUAUAAUAAAAGGAAACAGAAUAAUGAACCAUAAUCAAUAAUAUUAUGCAAUGAUAUCAUAUUUCAGUAUGAAUUUGUUUGCUUAAAAACCAAGGUUAGUUUAAGGAAUUUGGAAAGAGGUCAAAUUAAUUUUAAAAUUAAUUAGUGUUCAAACAACCUGUUUACAAUGCAAAUCAAGGGGGGUAAAUAAAAUAAUAUUUUAAGAAUAAUUAGCCAAAUUAGAAAUUCAUAACCUUUUGGACAUUUCUUAAAGUUGUAUUGAUUAACCCUCAGUGACUUAUUGAAUAGUUAUGGACUCAUAGAUGGUAGCGGAAAACCUUUAUCAACUCUCACAAGAUCGCCGAGCAAUGCUGCAGUUCCUUCUCUCAGGGAAGCGCAGGGGCAAAAAAAGCUUAUUCAACGUAGUCGAGAACACCGUCUCAUCUCGGGGAAUCUUUGGCUCAGGUUCUUUUCAGCAGGAGCUCAGACAGAGAGGUUAAGGUGACUAGUCUUAGUUGUGGCCGGAGGACUGUAACUGGGUUAUGCAUACAGCAGACCGUAGUUAACUUUUGGAUCCAAGGUUUCUCAGAAGAUGGAGAUAUGAUGUUUUUUUUUUUUACUCAGCCAGCGAGGUCCAAACAUUGACGUGCAAAGCGGCCAGUCAGUGCUGUCUGUUAAAAGAUGAUGAGUUGCUGCUGCGCAUAGACCUUUGUAGACACAAAGGUUUCCAGCUGUGAUUUCUUAUCAGGAGCUGUGCAGGGGGAUGGGUUAAAACUGCAUUCUGGGAUUCAGAGUUUUUACCAGUCUUUUGUUCUCUGUGUGUGUAGUUCACCGGUGGUUUCAUUCCAUUACUGGGCCAACACACUUCACUCAAGCUCUGUCAGACUGUAAUUAGUUAACCCACAUGUUGUUUGGCACCAAAAGUCACUUCAAGUGGUGGAUGGAAGGGACAAUAAAAUACUCGUACGACAGCUGUAGUUGAAUAUUCUCUUUCAUUUGGCUCAAGCACACAGAAAAAAAAAAAUGCCAAGGCUACAGCUAUUUAUAGUGGAUAGACAUGCAGAGGAAACAUUUGGAGGAAGUGAUUAAUGUGAUCUGUAGGCAUCAGCAGAUGUUUGUACUGCCGGAUGACAAAUAAAAGUAAAAAGCAUUAUAAAAGAAAGCAUUUUCUUCGCUGGCAGUGUAUGUUUACGAACAACACUGGCAGUUGCCUCGAUAGUCACCAUGGCAAGAACUGUGUUGUGUCCUUUUCCGUCAGGUUCGGGUUGGUAUUUGCCUUAAAUUCAAAAUUUCAAUUGUUAAAUAAUCCUGUGGGAAUAAGUAGUUCCAGGCGAGACAAUUCUCAGCCUAAUCUAGCUUCGUCACCCGUUUACUUCCAUUGUGCUCAAUUAUAUUUUUUUCCAUGCAUGGUCUGUAGCAAAAGUACUUACCAUCAUCCUUUUCCUGUGGGGUUGAAAACACAUUCCUGAUCAAAAGGUCUUUUUUUUUAUUGUUUUCUUUUAUCUUCAGCCACAGGGAGUGACAGGCAUCAAGAUGGUGCCAAUAAAACCAUUAUGUCAUCAUGAGUAUAUGAAAGUGUCUUCUUUUUGAUAUGUUUCGGUUUUAGAAAAAUGAGUUUUUAAAAAUAAUUAGAAGAACAACUGAAAGGUUUUUUGGUAUUUUUUUAUAUUUAAGGUUUUUGAGAUUUUUAAGUUCCGUGGCUCAAAAAUAUAUUUGCCCUUUACAGACACUGUGUAUUUGGUAAAGAUGCACCAUUGGAGAGGCCUUACAAAAGUAUCUGUAUGGAAAGUUUAGCUGACACUUCUUACAUUUUCUGGGUUGCUCAAUUAAUCAUAUUUCAAAGUCAGAAAUUGUAUUCUCUUCGGCUGACAGUGGUAUAUUACUUUAGUGCCUCAAAUCAACAAGCUUUAAUAAAAAUUACUGUGACAUAAAAAUGCUAUUAAUGGAUGUUUAUUACAAGUAAGUUACUAUUAAUGGGCAAUCAGCCCAGCUUUUUUUACAACUAAGAAACUGGCCUUUUUUUCUUUGGCUUGUAAAACUGAUGUAAAGAGUGCAUAUAGUUAUGAGUGUUGAAAAAUUGUUAAUGAUAUCCUUUAAAGUCAUUGAAGAUGGUGUUCCAGGUUUGGCAACUUUUGAUUUCUUUUAACGGUUUAUGUACAAGUAAUUGCUCUAUAUGUUGUCUCCUUGUAACAGCAAAAAUUUUAUAUCGUUUUUUUUUUUUCGCGUAAUGAAACACAAGAAGUUUUUUCAAAAAAGAAAUAUAAACAUUAAAAUUGUUUAACUCAACUUUCUAUCAUAUCACACACUCUUUUUAUGAGAGAUGAUUCGGAUAAGGCUGGAAUACCCACCACUGAUACAUGGAAACUCUUGCAUAUCAUUUUUUUUUUUCUUCAUCUCUGUGGAAAAGAUAUGCAGGGUACAGUUUAACAUCUCAAUAUUAGCUCGAUGGUUUUCUGAACUUGAUGCAUGCCGCAUAAACUUUAAAUACAAAGCCACUGUAAUGUAAAUUUCAGUGGCUUUGUAAGCCUUUAAAAUGCCUAUGAUUUUGUUAUCUUUGACUUUAAACACUAACUCUGACUAACACAUUGCAUGAUAACAUGGCUUUAAUGUUAUCUGUAAAAAAUGUUUUCCCUUGAAUUUCUGUAAAAUGUAGAGUAUAUUGCAGAAUAUUUUAUUAAGGACCUAAGCAGUGUAGAAAUAGCUUCUGUGUGAAUGUUAGCAUCAAUACAACAAAUUGCUGAUUCAUGUUAAAUGCAAUAAAGUGCUUUUUGUCUGAA